AUGACCACCAACCAUCCCAACAUCUUCAGGUUCAUCACCCUUAUAAAAUCUGAACAAUCAAUGACAGAGGUGACCAUCAGUCAGCUCCAGUCUGGUGGUAAGAAACGCCCCAAGAAGAAACAGUAUCGCCAACUGGAGCAUGAAAUAGACCGCCUGAAAGUCUGUCUUCCGAAUAAUGGCAAGACAAAGAUGGAAUAUCGAGAUGCCGUCUCCCAUCUGGGGAAUCUGAAGAAACCAGUUAUGCCUCAAGUGAAAAAUGCUAUCGUGUAUUCUGAGUUACGGUCUACACCCACUUUCAGAUUUGCCAGUUAUCAGACAGAUAUAGAUGGUGGCGUCUCCGAAUGGCAGGAAUGGGGUGAUGUCACAUGUGCCCAAACAUGUGGAGUAAAUGUGACCGGCACAAGAACGAGACUGAGGAGCUGUGACAAUCCGUUACGUCAGAACAAUGGAAAGACCUGUGUGGAACAAGGACUUGUGCAGCAGGAGUCUUCACGGAUACUGUGUGACAAUAUACCGGAGUCCUGUGGUAUCCCAGUUGAUGGUGCAUAUGAGGAAUGGAGUUCAUGGUUGGGAGAAUGCCCUACAACCUGUGGCCUCAAUGUUCGAUACGUACGAAGGAGAAAUAGGACAUGUGACAGUCCUAAACCACAAAAUGGUGGCCUUGACUGCCAAGGUUCCCAUUCUGAAGAAAAGACUAGUCCAUGCGACAUACCUCCUUGUCCAGGUGACAUAGUUGAUGGUGGUUAUGGAGAAUGGAGUCAGUGGGCUGGAGCGACGUGCACAAAGACUUGUGGAGUCGGAGUAACCGUUAAUAUUUAUAGAAACAGGUCAUGUGACAGCCCUGCACCACAAAACGGUGGACUUCCAUGCAGUGGUACCAACUAUGAAUCAACAUCCAUGGAGUGUAACAUAUCUCCGUGUCCAGACGAUGUCGUUGACGGCGGUUACAGCCCAUGGGGCCAGUGGAGUGCUGAUAAUUGCUCUGCAACAUGUGGAGUGCAGAUUACAAAGCUGCUGAACAGAUAUAGGCGUUGUGAUAGCCCUGUGCCAUUAAAUGGUGGAAAACCAUGUGAAGGAUCCUAUUAUCAACAAAAGUAUGAAGUAUGUGAAGGCAUUCCUCCAUGUCCAGGUCAAGUCGUGAAUGGCAGUUUUAGUCAGUGGAGUGAAUGGACACAGACUUCCUGCCCAAAGACUUGUGGAGUCGAUGUGGAAACUUUACAGAGAAGGAGUAGGGCAUGUGACAACCCUCCUCCAUUCAAUGGUGGGCUUCCAUGUGACGGUUCAACUUCUCAGGAAAGAAAUUGGAAAUGCACGAAUCUAUCUCCAUGCCCAGUUGAUGGUGGAGUGUCAGAAUGGGGAGGGUGGGACACUCCACGGUGUCCAACAUGUGGGGAGAAUGUUACAGGAGUAUCAUUAAGGCUGCGCCCAUGUGACAAUCCUGUUCCUGCCAAUAAUGGAUCAUUCUGCAUUGAACCAGUGCAGGAGAUCGUCGUCAGAUCGUGUGAAGUCGCUCGUUGUCCAGUUGAUGGUGGUUUUAGUGAAUGGGGUGAAUGGAGUAACCCUGACUGUCCUGUCACCUGUGGACGUGAAGCCAAGAAAGUAGUUUCUAGAAAUAGGAAUUGCACCGAACCACCUCCACAGUUUGGGGGAGCCAACUGUACAGGACCAUCCGAAGAGAGUGCAAACAGAAGUUGCAACCACACAGAAUGUCCAAGUAUGUAUCUCUUAUAA
This is a messenger RNA of Haliotis rufescens (red abalone), 1731 nucleotides long. RefSeq names its product coadhesin-like. Bases 1 to 1731 code for a protein of 576 amino acids. The transcript has 9 exons. Lineage: Eukaryota; Metazoa; Mollusca; Gastropoda; Lepetellida; Haliotidae. The record is from RefSeq and is a predicted model, not a curated record.